Molecule: messenger RNA, 1884 nt
Organism: Astyanax mexicanus (Mexican tetra)
Lineage: Eukaryota; Metazoa; Chordata; Actinopteri; Characiformes; Acestrorhamphidae
Exons: 1
Coding region: 1069-1770 (233 amino acids)
Source: RefSeq, a predicted model, not a curated record
ACUCAGUACUAUCAGCUGCUGCCACACACAGAGCACACUGACCAACUACCGCCUUUAAUCCAGAUCUCUUUAGAUCUCUUUAGAUUUCCAGAUCCAGAUCUCCAAGGGGCCAGUUUUUUAACAGAUAAUGGGUUAUUUCAUCCUGAAGAUUUGGUUCCGGAUUUCAUAAUCCAAUCGAGCUAUCAUUCAGGAUUAUUUAAAAACGUUAUGUAGAAAUCUUGGAUAAUUUGAUACCAAAUAACAGGAUGAUUUUUAUCCCACUUUGAGAGGUGGAUUCAAACUGCAUUGACAGAGUUGAGAACACACUUUGCACAGAAAUUACAUGAAAGUUUAAAACACGGUAAACAUGUUUUAUAGCAUUUAAAACAUAUUUUUACAGUAUAAUAAAACAAUGAUAACCUUUAUUCAAAUAUUUUGGCAGAAAAGAAACAAUUGUGCAUAAUUUUAUUUUUUGGGUUUAACAGAAAAUCAGCAAGAUCUAUUAGUAAACAUUUAUUUUUACUUUUACAGGUUCACAGUUCCCACUGUCAUUUUCUGUGUUGGUAGGUCCUGAUUCACCCUCUUUAACAGGCAAAAUUCCAUGUAAAGCCUGAGAUUUUAUUCUGCCAAUGAUAUCCAUUAUUGUAUCAGUAAAUUCCACUUGUUUGUAGAGCUUUUUCCCAGUUUGGGGGUGUUUUGCUUUAGAGUUGUCUUUACAGGCUUUCUGCUUUAAGUUUUUCCAUCUUAGUUUGAUCUGUUUGUAGUAAUGUGAAUGUGUAAAUGGUAAUGUAUUUGAGAACCAGUAGGAGGCUCUAGAGGAGAGCUACUGUGAGUGUCUUAGAAGAAGAAAAGCCAGUUGAAGCUGAUAGCUGCCCAGAGAACAAUGUUGUUGUGAGUUCAUGCACUUGGUUAAUUAAAGACAACCUAAAGGUAUGUUUGGUCUGUCUUUUUUGUACUUUUGAUAUCACGGAUAUCACAUCUGGCGACGAGGAAACUGGUGUGUUGAGCAGUGGACAAUAAUUCAGCUCUUUGGACCUUUUUUUUUGGAAGAGGACUCUGCAAGGUUUUUUUUUGCAAGACAUCAGGAGCAUGGCAGCUAUGGUAGGAACUCUCACUCGUUUUGAUAAUGGAAAUCAGUCCUGGGAGGAGUAUUGUGAAGUGUUAUCACAUUUCUUCGAGGCAAAUGAGAUUACAGAUGCUGCUAAGAAACGUGCAAUUCUUCUUAGCUCGGUGGGAAGUCAAGCCUACGGCCUCAUGAGAAACUUGUUAAGUCCUACCAAACCAGGGGAGAAAACUUAUGAUGAGCUGGUGGAACUGCUGAAAGAGCAUUACAACCCCAAGCCAAGUGAGAUAGUACAGCGUUUCAAGUUCAAUUCAAGGAAUAGGAAACCAAAAGAAAGUGUUUCUGAAUAUGUGGCUGUACUUCGUGAACUGGCUCAACACUGCAAUUAUGGAGAUAAGCUGACAGAAAUGUUGAGGGACAGGCUUGUUUGCGGUAUUGAAGAUGAUCGCAUGCAACGUAGAUUGUUAGCGGAGGCUGAGCUAACAUAUGACAAAGCCCUGAAGCUUGCUCAAGCAAUAGAGACUGCUUCUAAAGGACAGAGUAAGUCUCACAGUGUCGUGGCAGACAAGCGGGAGAUGGUGUGCAAGUUCUUUGCAGGAGAGAUGGAAAAGCGCGAGAUGGAAAUCGCUCACGUACUGUUUGCUACCGAUGUGGAGGUGAACACAUGGCGACAGAGUGCCGGUUUGCAAAGGAAAAAUGCCACAAAUGUAAAAAAGUGGGACACAUAAAAAAAAUGUGCAGAGCAAAGUUACCUGUCGAUCACUCCAGGCCUGCAGGGGGAGGGAAGAAAAGGGUCCAAAUUUAUUAGGGCGUGGGUGGAUCAGAGAACUGGCUGUAGACUG